Microthlaspi erraticum is the source of this 663-nucleotide messenger RNA. The record is from the annotation of a GenBank genome assembly. Lineage: Eukaryota; Viridiplantae; Streptophyta; Magnoliopsida; Brassicales; Brassicaceae.
AUGGAUCUACACUCCGUUGGAGUCAAAUUGCAGAAGCUCACUCUCCCCAAUUCCUCAACCAUCCUCAUUUUUCACUCCUCCAUCCUUCUAAGCUUUGACCAUUUGAAGCUUUCUGUCCUAUUCCUCGCCGGCGAAGGGACAUCGGGAUCUUGGAUUCCCGUCAUGUCAAUUUGCACAUCUUGUCCGGUGUUGUAUAAUUUUGGACUUCGUCCAUGUCCGUCCACAUCGAGCUCUAAUUUGAAGAAGUCUCUAUCAAGAAAGCUCUUCUCAACGUGUUUUAAAGCUAGUCCAACUGAAGUUGCGGCUCAUUUUGACAGUAAGGUCUCACAGCUUCGUGAUUUUAUCCGAAGACCCAAUGCCGGAAUGUUUUCAGUUCUCCUUGUUUGGGAGUUGUUUAACAUUUCAACCUCCUCCGUUGGCAUGGAGAGAUCGCUCCCACCUUCCUCUCUUUACAGAGAGAGAACUUUUCUACCUCUUCCCUUCUCCAUGAGAAGCGGAUUCUUCUCGGAUCACACCCGAGUAAGUUCUACAACUCUCUUACCUUUUUGUUAUCUUGUGUUUCUGUCUACAUGGAAAUUGAAGAUGCAACCGGAUUUGAUUCAUCAAAACUCGGAGGAAGAAGUUGUUUUCAACGUCACCUUUGAUCUCAAUGAUCGUGACUAG